CAAAUCACUUAAAAUCGCUAAUGUAAAACACAUAAUGAAGUUUUUUUGUCAUCAUAUCAACAGUCAAAAGUGAUUGUCAUGGUUACUGUCUGUUAGCAUAUAAACCAGCUUUAGCUACGGAAGUAAGACAAACCAACGCUGUCAAAACCACACGCAUUCUGCGCUCCCUUGCAGUCUGACGGACUGAGUGCUGGUGAGAGGACAAAGGUUUUGCAGUAAACUUCUCAAUUCUAUCUGCAGUCACUAUGGCGCGUGUUGAAACAUCUUCUAGCAGACCCUAUCACAUAGUUAUCUUCGGAGCCUCAGGCUUCACGGGGCAGUUUGUGGUGGAAGAGGUGGCUCGGACUGUGUCUGAGGGUCCGAACGGGAACCUCAAAUGGGCCGUUGCAGGCAGGAGCAAGCAGAAGCUGGAAAAAGUUCUGGAGCAGGCCGCUGAAGUUCUCGGUAAGCCUGAGCUGAGGACAGAAGUGGACGUGAUUGUUGCAGAUGUGGGAGAACCAGACACCCUAGCAGCCAUGUGCAAACAGGCUGUGAUUGUUCUCAACUGUGUUGGGCCUUACAGAUUUUUUGGCGAGCCAGUAGUUCAAGCCUGCGUGGAGAAUGGAGCCCACCAUAUGGACAUCUCUGGAGAGCCACAGUUUCUGGAGGGCAUGCAGCUGAACUACAGCAGCCAAGCAGCUGAGAAAGGUGUGUUUGUCAUUGGGAGCUGUGGGUUCGACUCCAUCCCUGCAGACAUGGGAAUCAUCUUCACCAGGGACCAGUUCAAGGGUACGCUGACUGCUGUGGAGAGCUUCCUGACCAUCAGCUCAGGGUCUGAAGAUGGAUGUUUACAUGAAGGCACAUGGCAGUCAGCCAUCUAUGGUCUUGCUGACAGACCAAAGCUAAAGGGUCUUAGGAGGAAGUUUAAUCACCAACCUCUCCCUGUCGUUGGCUCAAAGCUGAAACACAGGGGAGCACUGACCUUCAGUAAUGAGAUCCAGCAGUACACGGUACCCUUCAUUGGCUCUGAUCCUGCCGUUGUGAAGAGAACACAACGCUUCCUGACAGAGGAACAUCAAGCUACACCAGUCCAGUAUGGAGCAUAUGCUGGUAUCGGAGGUAUGGGGAACGUUAUCAAGUUGAUGUUUGCUGGCAUGAUGUUCUUCUUCUUAGUGAAGUUCAGUUGUGGACGCAACCUGCUCAUCAAGCACCCAGAGUUCUUCUCCUUUGGAUUCUUCACAAAGGGUGGACCCAGUAGAAAGCAGAUGGAGGCUUCAUCCUUCCAGAUUUCCUUCUAUGGAGAGGGCUACACAGAGGAUCAGGACCCCUCCCAGGGCAAACCCAAUGCCAAGAUCCGCACAUUGGUUCGGGGACCAGAGGUUGGUUAUGUGGCCACGCCCAUUGCCAUGGUACAGGCCGCUCUCACAAUCCUCAACGAACCUGCAGCUAUGCCCAGAAAGGGAGGAGUUUAUACUCCAGGAGCUGCUUUUGCAAGAAGCACACUCAUCGACCGCCUUAACAAACAUGGCAUCCAUUUCUCCGUCAUCUAAACUUUGUGCCCUUCCUCGUGUUGUAGUCCAGGAUUUUUUGUGAGCACCUACUAAUAUGCAUAAUAACAACCAGGAAGUUUCCAGCUUUUUAAUAAUGCCAGCCACAUUGAAAUUUAAGUUGUUUGGUGGUGAUUUCAUAUUCCUUUCAUGCCCUCAGAAACUUUCCGGACUACCCCCUCUGGCUUGAAUGUGCUAUUAACAUUGUAACACUAAACACUGUGGCAGCGUCUCCCCAUCAAGGACAGUAGAUCUGCUGUGUGUUAAUAGGUUUAGCAUGGUCUCCCACUAAUAUGAUAAUUGCUAAUAAAGAAAGAAUUUCACACAGAAUUUAGUUCACUCCAUUGCUUUGAACACAAAUAAAAAUAAGUGACAUGAUGUUGGUGUGUAAUAUGACUGAUUAAUCCUGUCCGCUAUCACAUGAAAGCAGAGAUAACACAACCAUUUGAUCAUCAGACCAAAGAU
Molecule: messenger RNA, 1991 nt
Organism: Melanotaenia boesemani (Boeseman's rainbowfish)
Lineage: Eukaryota; Metazoa; Chordata; Actinopteri; Atheriniformes; Melanotaeniidae
Product: saccharopine dehydrogenase-like oxidoreductase
Exons: 12
Coding region: 246-1529 (427 amino acids)
Biological process (GO): glycolipid biosynthetic process
Cellular component (GO): lipid droplet; mitochondrion; plasma membrane
Source: RefSeq, a predicted model, not a curated record